CACUACUACGGCUUCCACAAAUACGGAGGCGACAGGCCCACAGAAGCCGAGCGAGAGCAUCAGGCUGCGCGCAGAAGCAGUACAGCCUCGGCUGGAAGUAGCGAAGCCACACCGCAAAGCACAAGCAGAACCUCGUCGCAGGAGAGCUUACGCCAGUAUACAUCUGUUUUUUGUUCAUUUUUACUUACUCGCUUGUGAUCUUGUAUAGUCUUCGUAUACGUUAAAUACUCAAACAAUGUUCGUCCUCUGCUAAUAUCCUUCUGUAUCCUGAUUGCGCAAGAAGAGUUUCGUUGUGCCAAGAAGAGGACAACCAAAUUUCAUCUGCACUAUCUCAUUUCAAUUCCAUUUCUAGGUCUUCGGAAAGUGGGUCGUGCCAAGGCAAUCUGAAUGCUGUGGGAGUUGCAACGCGGGUGAACUGCUCGAUCGAUGGGUUCCUUGAACUACCAGCGAUGAGCGAGGAAAUGUCGUCGAGUUCUGUAGCAGCAGACGUCGACACGUGGAGGUCCGACCUCGGCGGGUAUAAGCUGCGCAAUCUCUUUGUCUGGAG
Amoebophrya sp. A120 is the source of this 547-nucleotide messenger RNA. Lineage: Eukaryota; Dinophyceae; Syndiniales; Amoebophryaceae. The record is from the annotation of a GenBank genome assembly.